This is a messenger RNA of Spodoptera exigua (beet armyworm), 459 nucleotides long. The record is from the annotation of a GenBank genome assembly. NCBI's taxonomy places the organism in Eukaryota, Metazoa, Arthropoda, Insecta, Lepidoptera, Noctuidae.
AUGGUGCUUAAGGUGGUAUGCGCACUAAGCGUUUUGGCACUGGUCACCGAAGCUGUGACAGUGCACAAGCAGCACAAACACGCGUUCUCAUCUCAGCACUUCCUGAGACAUGAUGGUCAUGCGCAGAAAGUGUACAUCAUUGAACAUCACAAGCCACACAAACAUGACCCUCAUAAAAAGGAAGAACAUAAAUACAAACAUGUGGACUACUAUACUCAUCCUAAGUACAAGUAUGGGUACAAAGUGGAGGACCACCACACUGGUGAUAAAAAAUCACAACAUGAACAUAGGGACGGAGACUCCGUGAAAGGAUAUUAUGAAUUGCAUGAGCCUGGUGGUACCGUCAGAAGGGUUGAGUACCAUGCAGACAAACAUAGUGGAUUCCACGCAACAGUGAAACACAAAACACAUCACAUAGUCCCGAAAAAACAUCAUCAUCACCAUCCUAAGAAAAUGUAA